UUUGACCUGUCACCCCAUUUUCAUGGCUACCAUUACCAACAACAAAUCCACUUACAAAAAACUCAACACACCAGUCUUUUUACCAUUUCACUCCCAAAAAAUCUUCACCACCAUGACUCAACAGCUUCAUAUCUUCUUCUUUCCGUUCAUGGCUCACGGCCAUACUAUCCCUUUCAUCGAUUUAGCCAUCCUCUUCGCCACCAAAGGCGUUAAAUCGACCAUCAUCGCCACCCCAUCUAACGCACCCCAUAUUAAAAAAGUAACCCACAAAGCCAAUAAACUCGGGUACCAAAUCGACACCCUUGUCAUCAAAUUCCCCGCCGUCGAAGCUGGAUUGCCCGACGGAUGUGAUGAUACAGACAAAGUUCCGUCACCGGACAUGAUGCCUAAGUUCUUCUUAGCUGUUGAAAUGCUUAAACAACCUCUUUCUGAUCUCCUUAAACAACACUGUCCUCAUUGUCUCGUUGCCGACAUGUUCUUUCCAUGGACGACUGAAGUUGCUGCUAUGUUCAAGAUUCCGAGGAUUGUUUUUCACGGAACCUGUGUUUUUUCCUUAUCCGCCAUGGAACAUGUUCGGUUGUACCAGCCUCAUAAAAGUAAAGAAACCUUUACGAUACCGAACUUUCCCGGCGACGACAUAAAGAUGACGACCGCUGAAUUACAAGAUUACGUUAAACAAGAAACAUGGCGGACGAAGUUGUUCAACGAUAGUAAAGAAACUGAAUCGGAAUGCUUUGGGGUCAUCGUUAAUAGCUUUUACGAGCUUGAAUCUGUUUACGCCGAUCAUUACACUGAUUUUUUGGGACGACGGGCGUGGCAUGUUGGUCCUAUAUCGUUAUCAACUAAAGGGGUUAUUAAUAAAGCCGAAAGAGGGAAACAAUAUUCAUCAAUUGAAGAACACGAGUGUUUAAAAUGGUUACAAUCAAAGGAUCGAAAUUCAGUCGUUUAUAUAUGCUUCGGCAGUACAACAAACUUCGUUGAUUCCCAACUCAUGGAAAUAGCAAAAGGGCUUGAAGCUUCGGGUCAACAGUUUGUUUGGGUAGUGAGAAAAGAGAAGGAAAGUAAUGAUGAAAAAGGAAAAGAAAAUUGGUUGCUUGAAUUUGAGAAGAGGAUGGAAGGGAAAGGAUUGGUUAUAAGAGGAUGGGCACCCCAAGUUUUGAUUCUUGAAAACGAAGCCAUUGGUGGGUUUGUCACACAUUGUGGGUGGAACUCCAUUCUCGAAUCGGUGACUGCCGGCGUGCCUGUUAUUACUUGGCCGGUGGCUGCCGAGCAGUUUUAUAAUGAGAAGCUGUCGGUUGAGGUAUUGAAGAUUGGGGUUGGUGUUGGUGCUCGGAAAUGGAAGAGACUUGUUGGGGAUUUCGUGAAGAGUGAAGCGAUAGAGAAGGCCGUGAAGGAGAUAAUGGUGGGGGAGAAAGCCAUGGAAAUGAGAAAUAGAGCUAAGAGAUUUGCAGAUAUGGCGAAGAAGGCUGUUGAAGAUGGUGGUUCGUCGGAAUCUCAUUUGAAUGCUUUGAUCGGUGAACUAAGCUCUACCGCCGUGAAAACAUGCAAAUAAUGGAGAUUUUUUUUUAAGUUUUGCCAAUUUAUUUUUAUAGUUUUUAUAUUGGAAUAAAUUAUAUUAGAAUAUUCUAAAAAUAUAUAUUUUUUAAGCAUUAAUAAAAUAGUAUAAAGAUGUUUUAAGUUUUA
Gossypium raimondii (Peruvian cotton) is the source of this 1683-nucleotide messenger RNA. Its product is annotated as scopoletin glucosyltransferase. Gene Ontology annotation, molecular function: UDP-glycosyltransferase activity. Bases 23 to 1552 code for a protein of 509 amino acids. The record is from RefSeq and is a predicted model, not a curated record. The transcript has a single exon. Lineage: Eukaryota; Viridiplantae; Streptophyta; Magnoliopsida; Malvales; Malvaceae.